GUCCGACUCUUUUGUGUGACGCGCAGGGUGAAAAGCUGGUACCGCGAGUGAUGUUUACACAUAGUGCGAGGCAUUAUAAUAUUUUCUCAAUGUCUCCACGCAUGUGCGCUAACAAGGAGGAAAUUCUACGGUGCCUCAUAGAUUUUCAUGUGCGAUCGUUGGAUUAUUUUCGGCAGUUUCAUUCGGGCAAUCAUAGCGUAUGUUUCCACGCACGAGUCUCAUUUUUUUUUCUAAUAUUUUAUCUUCUCAAUCGUUAAUCCAACAAAAAGUGGAAAAAUAGUGUUGAUUGAAUGUCUGUGGUGAAUGUGAUAAAAAAAUGAUUCACGUGGACGAAAGUGAUCCAAUUGGAGAAUUGGAGCCGAGUUUUCCCCGGAGGACUAUUGAAAUUCACAAGGACAUCACACCCAAUGAUCUCUAUGAGAUCUCAGCUGAAGAACUAGGACGUGGCAAGUACGGGACGGUGUUCUUGUGCCGUGAACGCACGACGGGCCUUGAACUUGCCGCCAAAUUUGUACCCUGCCCCAAGCGCGAAGAUCGUCGGAAUAUGGAGCGUGAGAUCGACAUAAUGCGAACACUUCAGCAUCCGCGUCUCAUUCAGAUCUACGACGCAUUCGAUGAUGGCAAAACGAUAAGCAUUAUUUUGGAAUUGAUUCUAGGAGGGGAGCUCUUUGAACGUGUCAUAGGAGAUGAUUUUGAACUAACCGAGAGAGCAUGUACGGUAUUUAUGAGGCAAAUUUGCGACGCAGUGGAUUUUAUUCAUAGCAACAAUAUAAUUCAUCUGGAUCUCAAGCCUGAAAAUGUUCUUUGCCUCACUAAAACCGGAAAUCGGAUAAAGAUUAUCGAUUUUGGACUAGCUAGGCACUACGACCCUAAUAAAAAGCUUCAGGUUCUCUUUGGAACACCGGAAUUUGCUGCCCCGGAAGUUGUUAAUUUUGAGCAGAUUGGCUUCUACACCGAUAUGUGGAGCGUAGGUGUUAUAUGCUAUGUUCUACUAUCUGGGCUUUCGCCUUUCAUGGGAGAUAAUGAUGUGGAAACAAUGACGAAUGUAACCAUUGGGGAUUAUGAUUUCAACGAUGCCACAUUCGAUGCUGUGUCCGAUGAGGCAAAGGAUUUCAUUGAUAAACUCCUAGUAAAGUCGAGUAGUGAUCGUUUGACUGCAAAGGGCGCCCUUCAGCAUCCGUGGUUGCAACAGUCCGCACAAAAUAUCAAAUUACCCGCCACAAAGACAAAACUCAAGCGAUAUGUGAUCAAGAAGCGCUGGAUUAAGGCUGUCUACACGAUAAUUGCCCUCCAGAGAAUGGGUGCAAAGAUCGAUCUUGAUCUUCUAUGAUCUUCUUCAUUACAAAAAACAACACAUAAUUUCUCUUUUAUGCCGUGUUCAUAUUACUACAUCUAAGUCACUAUUUAUUCACUAUAUUUAUGUAUAGAAAGUACUUAAAAUAAAAAAUAAGUAAUGCAAAACUUGUAAAAAAAAAUAGAAAUCAAAAUUA
Molecule: messenger RNA, 1490 nt
Organism: Lutzomyia longipalpis
Lineage: Eukaryota; Metazoa; Arthropoda; Insecta; Diptera; Psychodidae
Product: myosin light chain kinase, smooth muscle-like
Exons: 6
Coding region: 317-1330 (337 amino acids)
Biological process (GO): protein phosphorylation; positive regulation of apoptotic process; intracellular signal transduction
Cellular component (GO): nucleus
Molecular function (GO): protein serine/threonine kinase activity; ATP binding
Source: RefSeq, a predicted model, not a curated record